Messenger RNA from Arachis stenosperma, 1753 nucleotides. RefSeq lists its product as uncharacterized. The coding region runs from base 285 to 1508 and encodes 407 amino acids. Gene Ontology annotation, cellular component: U2-type prespliceosome; U1 snRNP. Gene Ontology annotation, molecular function: mRNA binding. Gene Ontology annotation, biological process: mRNA splice site recognition. The record is from RefSeq and is a predicted model, not a curated record. The transcript has 13 exons. Lineage: Eukaryota; Viridiplantae; Streptophyta; Magnoliopsida; Fabales; Fabaceae.
CCUAGGUCCAUAACCAGUCCAAGGUUUUGCGGGUAAAUACCAGAGAUCUCAGGGGCACCUCGCAAAAAACAAAAUUCACCAAAAUGAACAAACAAUAGUAAAAAUUAGAAAACCGGAGAAGAAAAGAAAGAGUGAGUGAGUGUGUGUGUAAAAAACAGAAAAAGGUAGUAAGAAGCAAAAUAAAUCCCGUCGUCGAAAUCUUCCCAAUCUGCAUCAAUAGAAACCCUAACCAUUGGGUAGGUGUUUCUCCUGCUCCUCCUCCUCCUCCUCCGACCGCCACCACCAUGGAUGCCAUAAGGAAGCAGCUGGACGUGUUAAUGGGAGCAAAUCGGAACGGUGAUGUCAGAGAGGUCAACCGCAAGUACUACGAUCGAGACGUCUGCCGCCUCUACCUCGUCGGUCUCUGCCCACACGAACUCUUCCAGCUCACCAAAAUGGAUAUGGGUCCAUGCCCCAAGGUUCACUCCUUGCAGCUUCGGAAAGAAUAUGAGGAAGCAAAAGCGAAAGGGACAGAUAAUUAUGACAGAGAGUUGGAGGAUGUUAUAGACAAGCUCAUUGGUGAAUGCGAUAGGAAGAUUGGUAGAGCUCUGAAGCGUCUUGAGGAUGAAGAUGCAAAAGCGGCAAUUGCAAUUUCAGUCUCUGAAGUUACUCAGACUCCUGAGGUGCUCGAGUUGUCAAAAGAAAUCAAGGAGAAGUUGAAAGAAGCUGAUCAAUAUGAUCUUGAAGGCAAGACAGAUCUCAAGAUUCGUGCUUUAGAGGUUGUGGAAGAACUUAGAACUAAAAGAGCGGACAAGCAGUCCAUGCUCCUGUUAGAUGCCUUUAACAAAGACAGGGCAUCUUUACCUCAACCUCUGCCAAAUCCACCUCCUUUGGCUCCCAUUCCUGUUGCUGCUCCUGAUCCUCGAACUCAAGAGAUGAUAAAUGAGAAGUUGAAGAAAGCCGAGGACCUUGGCGAGCAAGGAAAGGUUGAUGAGGCGCAAAAAGCAUUGGAAGAAGCCGAAGCACUUAAGAAGCUUCCGGCAAGGCAGGAGCCUGUAGUGGAUAAUUCAAAUUCUUCAAAAUAUACAGCUGCUGAUGUGCGGAUUACUGAUCAGAAGCUACGCGUGUGUGACAUAUGUGGAGCAUUUUUGAGUGUUUAUGACAGUGAUCGCCGCUUAGCUGAUCAUUUUGGAGGGAAACUCCAUUUAGGGUAUAUGCAGAUUCGAGAGAAGUUAGCAGAACUCCAGGAGGAGAGGACCAAGAGCCGGAAGUCACUUGAUGACAGGAGAUCAAAAGAAAGGAGUAGGGAUCGUGAGCCAAGUAGGGACCGGGAUCGAGGUGACAGUCGUGAACGAGGGCGAGACUAUGAUCGUAGGAGCAGAGACCGCGAUAGGCAUCACGACAGAGAUCGUGGAUAUGAUAGAGAACGUGACAGAGACUAUGAUCGAUCGAGACGUCGGAGGUCCCGCUCAAGAUCACGAGAGAGAUCCAGGGACUAUGAUCGCCACAGGCGCUAUGAUCGGUACUAGGUAUUUGAUGUGGAUCAUUUGGAUUAUGAUAUAAUAUUUUAGUAGCCUGGUGUCGGACAAAAUAAUUUUGCAAUUUGUGUUGAGAGGAUUCUCCAAUGAUGGAUGUAACUUGAGCUUUAGGUGUAGCUUUAUGGUUUUGAUGGAUUGAUGUUGGUUCAGAGCUAUUGAGUCCGCCUUGUAAUUUGCCUACUUGGAUCACUUCAUCGACAUUUGCACUUUUUAAAAUAGUUGGUUUAUUGUGUUAA